Porites lobata is the source of this 1167-nucleotide messenger RNA. The record is from the annotation of a GenBank genome assembly. Lineage: Eukaryota; Metazoa; Cnidaria; Anthozoa; Scleractinia; Poritidae.
AUGACCUCUUUAAACGAAUAUACCGAUGAACAGCUGAACUAUUACAGAAUUUGUUGUGUAACCACCGAUAUACUAGCUGAGGGUCUGAGAGUAAUAUUUAAACAAGAGUGGGACAAACUGUACAAAACAACAACGGGAGAAUGGAAAGACGAGCCUCGUAAUGGAAUGGAUUUUUAUAACAGAGAGUCUCCUCGAAAUCAAAAAAGAAACGCUCAUCUUUUGGCCACUAUGAAAAACGGAAACAGUGGGAAAUGGGAUUGUACAAUGCUAUUUUACGCCAUCCUUUUCUCUGAUUGUGUCGGGCCAAGUCUUAGCGCAAUAGUCAGAAAAAAUGUAGAUGAUCUACGAAAUUUCAGGAAUGAAGAAUUCGCUCACAUGCCACAAGGGAGUCUCUCUGAGAUAGAUUUUCAGAAUGCUAUUGGCAAAGUUGAUGUUGCGUUUCAAGCGCUUAGUCUUCCCACUGUAAAAAUUCAAAACCUAAAAUGUCAGAAAACAUUUCCAACAAAAGAUUUAACAAAGGUCUUGAAAGAAGUUGAUAAUCUGAAACAAGAAGUUCAAGAAAAAGAGAGUCAGCGCCAGAUCCUUGAAGAUCAGCUUCAAAAUGAAGCACCCUCAUUUUGUGUUCUCCCUCCUAAACCUUCGCAUGAAAUCGGUGAUCGUGAAAGUGAAGUAGCCAAAAUAGUCCAACAGCUGAGGGAACUAAAUGAGUCCAGUGACAACAGGUUGAGUUAUCUAUACAUCUCAGGGAAUCCUGGAAGCGGAAAAUCACAGCUAGCUGGCCUUGUAGCUGAGAGAUUCUUUGACGACCUCAAAGAAAUGCCAGGUGGCUCUUCAUUUGUAAUGACCUUAAAUGCUGCUAGUCUAGAUUCACUUCUGGAGUCGUAUGCCUCAUUUGCUCGCCAUUUAAAGUGCCCAGACUAUUCAAUUGUGAAAACCCUCAGCUCAAAGGACUGGACCUUGGACAAAAAGAUCACUAGGCUUAAGAAGCUUGUCGCUGUAAAAAUUACCUGUUACACGUCGUGGCUACUGGUGGUUGACAAUGUCACUACUCUGUCUUCAGUGCAUGUCCAUUUACCACAGUUUGAAAACGAAGCUUGGGCGAGGGGCCAGUUGCUGAUUACGACCCAGGACACAACAUCAAUUCCCUCAGAAAAACUCUUUUGUUAA